Myotis brandtii (Brandt's bat) is the source of this 2928-nucleotide messenger RNA. RefSeq names its product ARP1 actin-related protein 1 homolog B, centractin beta (yeast) (gene ACTR1B). The record is from RefSeq and is a predicted model, not a curated record. The transcript is spliced from 8 exons. Lineage: Eukaryota; Metazoa; Chordata; Mammalia; Chiroptera; Vespertilionidae. Bases 1276 to 2307 code for a protein of 343 amino acids.
CACUGAUGGCCCCUUUGGGAGGGUGGGUCCGGGGACCUGACCACAGCGCUUCCCAAGGGGCUGCGCCCAGGCAGGACCCUCCGAGCGCACAGGCCCUCCUGCCCUCCCCUGGGACUGGGAGACACGCAGGUUCGGUCCGCCGCCCACAGUCCGCCACCUGGGUGGCUGCCGGCUGCUUCGAUCUCCGAAGUGCGGAGCAGACCUGCGGCGGCCGGUAGCGCGGGGAGAGCUCAGGCCCCUCCCCCAGGACCGUGCACAGUCGGGACACUUGUUCCCGAGCCCAGGAGAGGUGCCUGGUUCCUGCGGCUUGUCCCGCCGCUCUGGAGCUGCCCUCGGAGGACUCUGGCCUCCAAUUUCUGGUCCAUAGUAAGAAAACGAGUAGCCCUGGUGUCUGCCUCUCGUGCGUGGCCGGGGAGGUCUUGAUGGUGAUUCCUUCUCUUUCUCCCUCACACAUGACCCCAUGUCAUCCCGGAGCCGCUCUUUUUGGAGUUCCCAUGUGGCUCCCUGAGCCACAGCACAGGAUGUUUAAUAAGAAGCUAGGACUCGGCGUAGGGGUGCCCUCAGCAGGCUCCGGGAAGGACCAGGCCACGUCCCUUCUUGGGGUGAAGUAAUUCACUCAGGCCAAUCAAUGUGCUUCUGAGUUCGGGGAGCGGCCUGCAUGGUGCUCUGGGCUUCCAGCUGCUCUGUAACUUGGGCUGUUGCUUCCUGCAUCGCAGACCCGGAGUGUGAUGAAGACGUGUGUGAAGAGGGCCUGGGGAGGGGUCCAGAUGCCGGGUCCAGGCUGCAGCAGGGCAGCGCAGUUCUUGUCUGCAGUCUCUAGGAAAACCCCUGGAGCUGCAGUUUCCUAGGCUCCCAGUGGUCUUUCCCGGGGCCUGUCCCCUGGGAGCGGAGGGGCCAGGGGCUGUUGGGAAAAACGAUGCUGGCUUUCAGGACAGCUUUGCCCUGGAUCCCUCCUGCCGGAGCUGCCGGGAGCGUGCGGAGGUGGAUGGACUUUGUGAUGGGCUCUCGGUCCCCUGUUGGCAUUCUGGGCUGGACAGUUCUUGGUUGUGAGGGGCUGGCUUGUGCACCACAGGGUGUUCAGCGGCGUCCCUGGCCUCUACCCACUAGAUGCCAGUAGCAUCCCCUACAGACAUUGUCAAAUGCGGAGGAAGGGGUGUAGAAGUGCCCCCACACACUGUUUUGAGCCACUGGUGUACUUGUAAAUGACCUUGCCCUCUCGGCAGGAUCUCGGCAGCCUGCUCCCCACUGUAGGGCACUGCCUUAAUUUGGAGGUGAAUGCAGACAGCUAAACAGUGUUUUUCCUUGCAGGGCUCUGGGGUGAUCAAGGCUGGCUUUGCAGGAGAUCAGAUCCCCAAAUACUGUUUCCCAAACUAUGUCGGGCGCCCAAAGCACAUGCGCGUGAUGGCUGGAGCCCUGGAAGGGGACCUCUUCAUUGGACCAAAAGCAGAGGAGCACCGCGGGCUGCUGGCUCUGCGCUACCCCAUGGAGCACGGCGUGGUGCGGGACUGGAAUGACAUGGAGCGCAUCUGGCAGUACGUCUACUCCAAGGACCAGCUGCAGACCUUCUCCGAGGAGCAUCCUGUUCUCCUAACGGAAGCCCCGCUCAACCCGAGUAAGAACCGGGAGAAGGCGGCAGAGGUGUUCUUCGAGACCUUCAAUGUGCCGGCCCUGUUCAUCUCCAUGCAGGCCGUGCUCAGCCUGUACGCAACAGGACGAACGACAGGAGUGGUGUUAGACUCGGGGGACGGGGUCACCCAUGCUGUCCCUAUCUACGAGGGCUUUGCCAUGCCGCAUUCCAUCAUGCGGGUGGACAUCGCUGGCCGCGACGUCUCCCGCUAUCUCCGGCUGCUGCUGCGCAAGGAAGGCUUCGACUUCCACACCUCAGCGGAGUUUGAGGUUGUUCGGACCAUCAAAGAGAGAGCCUGCUACCUGUCCAUCAACCCGCAGAAGGAUGAGGCUCUGGAGACAGAGAAGGUGCAGUACACCUUGCCGGAUGGCAGCAUGCUUGACGUGGGGCCAGCACGAUUCCGGGCCCCCGAACUGCUGUUCCAGCCAGACCUGGUAGGGGACGAGAGCGAGGGGCUCCACGAGGUGCUGGCCUUCGCCAUCCACAAGUCGGACCUGGACCUCCGCCGGACGCUGUUCGCCAACAUCGUGCUUUCAGGAGGCUCCACGCUGUUCAAAGGACUUGCUGGUUUCUCAGGCAACUGUCGGCUGCCUUCCUGCACAUAUAAACAAAUGUGCAUCAACCCCACAUACACGCAAACUGCAUGUUCUGCACGUCCCAACCAUGUAUGGCUUACUUAGCAUAUUAUCUGGAAGGUCUUGUCCUGCCAUGUAAGUUCUUCGAUAUGUCCGUGUGGUAUUUCACUGGACGAAUGUGCCACAUGGCCGUUGUCCUGCUGAUGGCCUCUUGCAGUCCCUUCUAGUCUCAGAUGUGCACCGUCAUUUCCCGUGGUGAGAACAGACCGACGGUAAAUCCCAGAGAACAGCCGGGUCAGGGCGGGUGUGCCUUUGUUAUUGGGUAGGUGCUGCCCAUUCCCUCCUGGGAGCUUGUGCCCAUUGCCUGCCCGACACUGUGUGAUCUCUGCCCACCUGACGGGCAGAAUGGUAGAUGUUUUCUCCUGACUUGUCAUUUGCCUUUGACUUUGCUUAUGGCGGGUUUUGACUGCUGGAGCAUUGGGUGAGGAAGAACGUGGGGGCCAGCAGAGCCAGGUGACUUGGGUUCUAGCUCAUGUCACCUCUCUUUGUUAGCGGGGUCACUUGCAGGCGUGGGGCUGGGUCUUUUCUGCCCCUGGAGUGGCUCGCGCCUACCCUUCAUGCCGGAAAGGGCUGCUGAAGGAAGGUGGCGGCUGGGGGGCACCAGGCUGGAUCAGGGGAGCUAGUGGUAGGAGGGCCAGAAGUGGACCCCAGGCUAGCCAGCCUUGU